This is a messenger RNA of Zonotrichia albicollis (white-throated sparrow), 1725 nucleotides long. NCBI's taxonomy places the organism in Eukaryota, Metazoa, Chordata, Aves, Passeriformes, Passerellidae. The record is from RefSeq and is a predicted model, not a curated record.
ACUGUGUCCUUCCCCUGCAGAUCCAAGGCGGAGAUGGGCCACACGUGCCGCGGCACCAUCAACCUGGCCACGGCCAACAUCAGCGUGGAGGAUUCCUGCAAUUUCAUCAUCUCCAACGGCGGAGCCCAGACCUACCACCUCAAGGCCAGCUCCGAGGUGGAGCGGCAGCGCUGGGUCACCGCCCUCGAGCUCGCCAAGGCCAAGGCUGUCAAGAUGCUGGAGGAGUCAGAUGACUCCGGUGACGAGUCGGUGUCGCAGACGGACAAGACGGAGCUGCAGAACACCCUGAAGAUUUUAUCCAGCAAGGUGGAGGACCUGAGCACCUGCAACGACCUGAUCGCCAAGCACGGCACGGCCCUGCAGCGCUCCCUCAGCGAGCUCGAGGCCCUGCGGCUCCCCCCGGAGAGCACGGACAAGAUCAAGCAGGUCAAUGAGCGGGCCACGCUCUUCCGCAUCACCUCCAACGCCAUGAUCAACGCCUGCCGGGAUUUCAUGCUCCUGGCACAAACGCAUGGGAAGAAGUGGCAGAAGUCGCUGCAGCAGGAGCGGGACCAGCGGAUCCGGCUGGAGGAGACGCUGGAGCAGCUGGCCAAGCAGCACAACCACCUGGAAAGGGCUUUCCGGGGGGCCACGGUGCUCCCCGCCAGCACGCCCGGCACUGCAGGCUCUGGCAAAGAUCUGUGCUGCCCUGCCAAAGGCGACCUGAGUGACGAGGACGACGACAAUAACGAGUUCUUUGACGCCCCGGAGAUCUUCCCCAUGCCCGAUGUCAUGGGCCACAAGAGAACUGGGAGCAACAUCAGCGGCACCAGCAGUGACAUCAGCCUGGAUGAGCAGUACAAGCACCAGGUUGAGGACACCAAGAAGGAAAAGAGGACCCGCAUUCCCUACAAACCCAACUACAGCCUCAACCUCUGGAGCAUCAUGAAGAACUGCAUCGGGAAGGAGCUGUCCAAGAUUCCCAUGCCUGUGAAUUUCAACGAGCCGCUGUCCAUGCUGCAGCGGCUGACGGAGGACCUGGAGUACCACGAGCUGCUGGAUCGGGCGGCGCGGUGCGAGAGCUCCCUGGAGCAGCUGUGCUAUGUGGCCGCUUUCACCGUCUCCUCCUACUCCACCACCGUCUUCCGCACCAGCAAACCCUUCAACCCGCUCCUGGGGGAGACCUUCGAGCUGGAUCGCCUGGAGGAGAACGGAUACCGCUCCCUCUGCGAGCAGGUGAGCCACCACCCGCCGGCCGCCGCCCACCACGCCGACUCCAAGAACGGCUGGACGCUGCGCCAGGAGAUCAAAAUCACCAGCAAAUUCCGAGGGAAAUACCUCUCCAUCAUGCCUCUGGGCACCAUCCACUGCGUCUUCCACUCCUCCGGCAACCACUACACGUGGAAAAAAGUGACGACCACCGUGCACAACAUCAUCGUGGGGAAGCUCUGGAUAGACCAGUCAGGUGAGAUCGAGAUCGUCAACCACAAGACAGGGGACAAGUGCAUCCUCAAGUUUGUCCCUUACAGCUACUUCUCCCGGGAUGUGGCGAGGAAGGUGACCGGGGAGGUGAUGGACCCCUCGGGAAAGGUGCAUUUUGCCCUGCUGGGCACGUGGGACGAGAAGAUGGAUUGCUACAAGGUCCAGCUGGGAGCAGGGGAGAACGUAGCCGAGGCGCGGCCACGAGCCCACGAGGCUGAGGACAGCCGGGUGCUGCUGUGGAAGCGGAACCCGCUGCCGUGAGUG